AUGAAAACUUGUUUGGAGAAACAUCAUCCUUCUGACAAUAUGACUGACUCUGAUUCGGAUUCAGGAAUAAAAAGACCGAAAAGUAAAAAAUCUUUGACAGCUAGUGUACAGGACCUUGUUGAGGGAAGCCAACCGUCAACUUCGGGAGCUGUUGUGCAGAAGUUCGAUGCUGGCAGUAAUGCCAGUUUACAACAAACAAUUGAAAUCUCAUAG
Messenger RNA from Acanthoscelides obtectus, 213 nucleotides. The record is from the annotation of a GenBank genome assembly. Lineage: Eukaryota; Metazoa; Arthropoda; Insecta; Coleoptera; Chrysomelidae.